Racocetra persica is the source of this 638-nucleotide messenger RNA. Lineage: Eukaryota; Fungi; Glomeromycota; Glomeromycetes; Diversisporales; Gigasporaceae. The record is from the annotation of a GenBank genome assembly.
AAGAAUGGAGGCGAAAAGCUAACACUACGGUGGCAAUAAAACUAUUAAAAGUAGCAGAUGGCAUGACGAGUUUGAAGCUUUCUAAUGAGAUUAAAUGUAACUUGGAACAUAAUUCUUUAUUUAUAAACAGAGUUUACGGUGUGACAAAAGAACCGUCAACACAAGAAUACGCAGUUGUUAUACAAUUUCAAGAACAUGGCAAUCUAAGAGAUUUAAUGCGAGAAUUUCCUUUUAUCAAUGAGGAGCAUGGCAGUCAAUUGGCUAUUAAAAUAUGUAGUCGAGUACGUCCAACAAUUCCAGAUUAUGUCCCUAAGCAAUAUAAAGAAAUCAUGGAAAGGUGUUGGGAACAUGAUCAAGAAGACCGCCCAACUGCAACAGAACUAUCCGAAUUAUUUUAUGAUUUGUAUAAAAUCUUAAAAGGUGAAUAUCCACCAUAUAAUCGAGAAUUAUCAAAAUCUGAUGUUGAAAAAGAAUUUAGCAUUGAGAAGGAAGAAAAAUGGAAACAACAAUUAGCUAAAGAAUCUUCGUUGCCUCUAAAGAAAACACAACUAUUAUACACCAGUAAACGCAUUGACUUUUUCAAGACACUUUCGCAGCAUUUUUCGCAGAAAUUACGUCCUAAUAAUAAUGGUAAGUAA